AAGUCCAAUUAAGCAUUGCGGGCAAAGAAUAGUUUAAUUGCGGCUUUUUUUGUUACUUUUUGUUGUGAAGCGCAUUUUAGUUGAAUGUAACAAAAAUAUCGAAAAUAUUUUUAUAAUUUAAUAAAUAUGGAGCUUAAUAAUGCAGUAGAAGAGUCAUGCACUGUUUUAAAGGACCCAAUAUCAUUAGUUCAACUAUUGAGUGAUGGCGCUAAUUUCGAAAUUAGCACAAAUGCGGAUGAGUACGAAAAUAAUAUGUUCGAUGAGCUCAACAUUGGCUCUGACGAUGAGAAUGAAGAUAGCGAAACUAUAAUAUCUCAGUUUCCAUCGCCUUGGACACAACCGUUUGCGGAACUUAAACAAGAUAUGGUAAAAAUAUCAGAUGAUAUUCAUAAGAAAAUAACUGCUGUUGGUUGUAAGGAAAAAGGUUUAGUUCCGGACAACGCACGUGUAUGUAUAAAAUACAAUGCUUAUUGGGAAGGUGACAGUGUCCCAUUCGAUUCUUCCUUUUUACGUGGAGCUAAAUUCACUUUUUAUACCGGUCAAUGUGAAGUCCUGUCAGGUUUGGAAAAAGCUGUUCAAUCUAUGUAUCAAGGCGAGAGCGCCACAUUCAUCAUACACUACAAUUUAUUAUUCCAUGAAAUGGGUUGCCCACCACGUGUUAAGCCAAAAGCUGAUGGUCUCUUCAUUAUAGACGUAAUUUCCUUUGAUUUGAUAGGAAAUCUUACUGCAGAUAUGAGUAUUAAACCCGAAGAUCGUAAUAAAUAUACUAUAGUUGUCGAAAAAGUAAAAGAUAUACAUUUAAGAGGUUUAGAUUUCUUUAAACAACAAAUGUACAGAAAUGCCAUAUCUGCGUUUCAACGUGCUGCCAACGUACUAAGCUAUUGUAGCUUACAGAAUGAAGAUGAGGAACGUGGUCAGAAGUUAUUUUUGAUUAAAUUGUAUACAAAUUUAGCGGUAUGUUUCAAUAAAGUUGGUGAUCCAAAGAAAGCUUGUAUAAUGUGCAGGGAAGUACGUAAUUUAGACAAACAGAAACCGUCGUGCAAAAUUCUAUUUCAAGAAGGCAAAGCCCUGCGUAUGCUCGGUGAAUAUGAAAGAGCUCGUAAUAUUUUGGCAAAGUCACUUCUCCUAGAACCUAUGAAUCCCGAAAUCAAUGCUGAAUUAAAAUUACUUAAUGAGCAAUAUGAGCAGUGGCAACAUCAAGAAAAAAAUAUUUGGACAAAAGCACUAGGAAUGCAGUUAAAGGAGAAGUCUAAAAACGACGUUGAAACUACUAAUAGAGAUCAAUGGGAAGAAAUAAUAAAAAAUUUCAAAACUAAAUCUAACUUAAAUGACUUUAAGUUACCAACCUAUUUGUCAAAUGAUGAUAUGACUUUGAUCAAUGAACUCGCUGAGCAGUUUGAGUUAAAAGUCCGUGUUUCUACUUUGAAUAAUACACGCACUUUGUCGCGCAAAUAAUAUUUGAAGUGAAAUAAAUUACAUUUGCUUUAUAACGAUUUUGUAUUGUUAGUAUACUAAUGCUUGUAAAUGUUUAUCUUUGCUUGUAAAUGUAUAUGUAAAUAAAUUAUAUAAGUACAUAUAUUAAAUAUAUAGAAUACCACAGAAUUUUAGUAGUGA
Messenger RNA from Teleopsis dalmanni, 1614 nucleotides. RefSeq names its product inactive peptidyl-prolyl cis-trans isomerase shutdown-like. Gene Ontology annotation, molecular function: protein binding; peptidyl-prolyl cis-trans isomerase activity. The record is from RefSeq and is a predicted model, not a curated record. The transcript is spliced from 3 exons. Bases 127 to 1455 code for a protein of 442 amino acids. Lineage: Eukaryota; Metazoa; Arthropoda; Insecta; Diptera; Diopsidae.